Molecule: messenger RNA, 1595 nt
Organism: Papilio machaon (common yellow swallowtail)
Lineage: Eukaryota; Metazoa; Arthropoda; Insecta; Lepidoptera; Papilionidae
Product: organic cation transporter protein
Exons: 7
Coding region: 6-1595 (529 amino acids)
Biological process (GO): transmembrane transport
Cellular component (GO): membrane
Molecular function (GO): transmembrane transporter activity
Source: RefSeq, a predicted model, not a curated record
UUACGAUGUUAAAUAUAAAUACGGCGCAGAGUGAUGUGUUUAAAGAUUUUGAAAAAUUUUCAAAGUAUCAGUUAUUUCAAUAUAUUUUAAUUAGUUUGCCUCUUGUAAUGGUAUCUAUGGUCCAUGUUAAUUAUAUAUUUGUUGCUGAAGACGUAGCCCAUAGAUGCCGCGUACCCGAAUGUGAUGGUACGAACGCUAGCGCGGAAAUACCGCCGUGGUGGCCCAAAAAUGUGGACUCGAAAUGCUUCCGACCGGUUGUAGAUGUCAGCAGUUUUGGUACAUUAGAUAAUACUUGCUCGAAUGCGACAUUCGAAGAGACUCUAGAAGAAUGCCACGAGUGGAUCUACGAGAAUCACAAUUCAAUAGUUGCCGCGCUAAAUCUUGGAUGUCAAUCAUGGAAGUCGACAUUGGUCGGUAGUGUUCACAACGCCGGCAUGAUUGCCUCCGUCAUGAUUUCUGGAUGGAUAGCAGAUAAAAUCGGCAGAAAACCAACCAUUAUCAUGUGUUCGAUAGGCGCAGCUGUCGGCGUGUUCAAAAUAUUUGUCCAGAAUUAUUACGCAUACUUAGCGAUCGAGUUCUUAGAAUCAAUGCUUGCUUCCGGUCUUUACACCGUCAAUGUUGUUUUAUUAAUAGAAGUCGGUGGUGAAUCGACAAGAGUGUUGGCAGGAGUUAUAUUCUCUUAUGCAGUAUACAUCGGAGAGAUGUUAUUCGCUUUUAGUGCAAUGGGACUUCAGUAUUGGAAGACAUUGAUAUUAAUUGUAUACACACCGAUGUUCUUAUUCAUUUUCUACGUAUUCAUAUUAAGAGAGAGCACAAGAUGGCAACUGCUCCGUGGGAAAACUGAAGAAGCUAAAGAAACUCUAAAAGUUAUCGCUAAAGUAAAUAAAAUAAACGUCACAGAUAAAGAGAUAAGUGAAAUAAGUGAUGCUGACCUACGAUCAAGAUUCAAUGUUGUCGUACAAAAAGACAAAGAGACUAUUAAAGAUAUUAUCAAUUCUAAAGAGAUAAUGAUUCGGUUAGCCGUCGCAUCGUUCUGUUUUUUCUCUUCCAGCUUUAUAUAUUAUGGAAUGGCGGUACAUUCUAUACUGUUACCUGGAAAUAAAUACACAAAUUUCGUUCUUACGUCUUUAUCAUCUUUCCCUGGAGAUUUCAUCGCAUAUUAUACAUUCAAAAAGUUUGGCAGGAAAAUAACACUGCAAUUUGGAUAUAUUUUUUCAGCUGUUUUUUUGUUAGCACAAGCAUUUUCACCUGAAGAUAUAAUGUGGUUGAAAGUAGCAUUGUUCUUAGCGGGAAAAGUUGGAGUCGUGGUAUGCUUCACAGGCAUCUAUACGUACAGUUUAGAACUGUUCCCUACGAGUGUACGAGGCUCGCUUGUUGGUUGGGGAAACACGGCCGCAAGAAUUGGAAGCAUGCUUGCCCCGCUUACGCCUUUAUUGUCAGCGGAAAUUACGUUCCUAUCAUCGCUCCUGUUCGCAUCUACAGCGAUUAUUUCCGCAUUACUUCUUACAUUUACGCCUGAAACGAGAAAAUUACCGUUGUUUGAUACUAUAGCGCAAGUGGAUAAUUAUAGAGAGAAAAUUAUUACCGCAUUGUAA